AUGGUUCUUGAAAGAAUUCGGGUAUCAUCAAAUGGUGAGUUUAUAGAUUCCUAUGAUCGAGUAGUGCAACUUCGUGGGGUGAAUUUCGAUCCAGCAAUUAAAUAUCCAAGCUCUCCGGAACACACUAGUCAUUCACCUUUAGUAGAGGCAUAUUGGGAUUCAGCUGAUAAUGCUUCUUUCGUAAACCAUCCAGUAAAGUUAGAUGAUAUAGAGGAACAUGUGAAUAAAAUCAAGUCAUUAGGUUACAACACAAUCCGGUUUUGUAUUAAUUGGGAAGCAAUAGAGCACAAAGGACCUGGGCAGUAUGAUUAUGAAUACAUCGAGUAUGUGCGUCAGGCUUUAGUGAAAAUAUAUGAAUUAGGUGACAUUUAUGUCUAUCUUGAUCCGCAUCAGGAUGUGUGGUCAAGAUUUACGGGUGGAUCUGGAGCGCCGCUUUGGACUUUAUACUGUGCUGGGUUUAAUCCUAAGCGGUUCCCAUAUACGCAUGCAGCAGUGUUACACAAUGAGUAUAUUGAUAAAGUGUCCAGCAAACAAACAAAACAAUACCCGAAAAUGUUCUGGCCCACCAAUUAUUAUAAACUAGCGUGCCAGACGAUGUUCACGUUAUACUUCGCAGGUGACUUAUAUGCCCCAAAGUGUAUUAUAAACAAUAAAAACAUUCAGGACUAUUUACAAGAUUCGUUCAACAAUGCAAUUAAGACGUUGUAUGGGUAUUUGUUGGAAAAAAGUCCGGAAUUGUUUGAAGGAAAUCUCAUUCUUGGGUUGGAAACUAUGAAUGAACCUAGCGAAGGUUACAUAGGAUGUCAUAACCUUCAUCACAUCCCUAAAGAACGUGAUUUGAAAAUGGGCCCCACGCCGUCAGCUUUUCAAUGUUUUAUGUUAGGGGAAGGUCACGAAACGACGGUUGAUGUAUACGAUAUCACGGUAGCUGGUUCUAAAAAAGUUGGAACAACUACCCUUAACCCGAGGGGGCAUUCCGCUUGGAUGACAGAAACGGAAAGGAAAGAGAUAGAUGCCAAAUAUGGCUGGGAAAGAGGUGAUGAAUGGAAACCAGGGUGUGUAUGGAGACUCCAUAAAGUAUGGGACGUGGAAGAUGGUAAACCAAAAUUAUUGGACGCAAGGUAUUUCAUAGGAAAUGGGAGUAGCAUGUCAUAUUUCAUCAACAAGAUGUUCAUCACGUACUUCAAAAAGUUCAGGGCAAUGUUCCGCUCCAUCGAUACCGAUCGGUUCUUAUUCAUGCAAAACCCGGUAUUCCAGCGCCCACCAGAGCUGAAAGGUUCCGACUUGAUGGACAACCGAACAGUGUUUGCUACUCACUUUUAUGAUGGAAUGUCUCUCAUGUUCAAAACAUGGAAUAGAGCCUACAACGUUGAUACACUAGGGAUAGUCAGAGGGAAAUACAUGAAUCCGGUUUUCAGUCUCGUGCUUGGAGAGCACAACAUCAGAAAAUCUAUUGCAAAGCAAUUGCGUCUGAUAAGGGAUGAAGCGAGGGAAGUUCUAGGAAGUAACACUGCUGUGAUCUUCAGUGAAAUAGGUAUGCCAUUUGAUAUGGAUGAUAAGAUCGCAUAUAAAACAGGUGAAUAUUCCUCACAGACAAGUGCAAUGGAUGCACUUGGAUUUGCAUUGGAGAGUAAUAAUUUAUCCUUUUCCCUAUGGUGCUACUGCUCAAGAAACUGUCACAAGUGGGGCGAUCAGUGGAAUAAUGAAGAUUUCUCUCUAUGGAGUGCAGAUGACGCUGCGCGUAGGAAGGUUACUGUUGAAGUUCCACAUCUUGGUAGUGAUUCGAUAACCUUACAAGAAUCUGCAGGUUUUACCUCAUUAUCCGGAUCUACAAUGUCAAACAAAUCAUCAGAAGCCUUUAAAAAAACAGGAGAAUUGAUAACCAUAGAUUAUAGUGGAUUUAGAGCUUUGGACUCUAUUUUGAGACCCUCUGCGAUCAGGAUUAGUGGCUCAUUCAUAUCGGCAAAAUUUGAUCCCUAUAAUAGCACAUAUAAUCUAGAGAUACAAGGUUACGCCUCAAGAGAAAACAUAACCCUAAUAUUUUUACCCGCAUACCAUUUUAGAUUGGAUGAUAUCGUAAUGAAAUCAUCUUCAGGUCACUUCUUCUACGAUCCUGACAGACAGAUUCUUCAAUGGAUGCACGAAGCUGGAAACCAAUUCUUGAGCAUCUCAACAAUUGCUGCUGCAACAAAUGAAGACAAUUGCACAAUAAUGUAA
This is a messenger RNA of Kluyveromyces marxianus DMKU3-1042, 2217 nucleotides long. RefSeq names its product hydrolase (gene EGH1). The coding region runs from base 1 to 2217 and encodes 738 amino acids. Gene Ontology annotation, biological process: ergosteryl 3-beta-D-glucoside catabolic process. Gene Ontology annotation, molecular function: steryl-beta-glucosidase activity. The transcript has a single exon. The record is from RefSeq and is a predicted model, not a curated record. NCBI's taxonomy places the organism in Eukaryota, Fungi, Ascomycota, Saccharomycetes, Saccharomycetales, Saccharomycetaceae.